UAAAUCAUUAGCAUAUAUCCAUUAUUGUUAUUCAGAAGCAUUGGAAUAAUUUCAUUUACUAAUGUGCUGCUUGGGUUUUGUUUUUAUUACUUUCAGGUGAUCAAGCACGUAAUUUUUUCUUACAAUCAGGUCUGCCGGCCCCUGUUUUAGCUGAAAUAUGGACUUUAUCAGACCUAAACAAGGAUGGGAAGAUGGAUCAGCAAGAGUUCUCCAUAGCUAUGAAACUCAUCAAACUGAAGCUUCAAGGCCAGCAGUUGCCUGUGGUUCUCCCUCCUAUUAUGAAGCAACCCCCUUUGUUUUCUCCAUUAAUUUCUGCUCGUUUUGGAAUGGGAAGCAUGCCCAAUCUGUCCAUUCCUCAGCCAUUGCCUCCAGCUGCACCUAUAACAUCAUUGUCUUCUGCGACUUCAGGGACCAACCUUCCUCCUUUAAUGAUGCCCACUCCCCUAGUGCCUUCUGUUAGCACAUCAUCAUUACCAAAUGGAACCGCCAGUCUCAUUCAGCCUUUAUCCAUUCCUUAUUCUUCUUCAACAUUGCCUCAUGGGUCAUCUUAUAGUCUGAUGAUGGGAGGAUUUGGAGGUGCUAGUAUACAGAAAGCCCAGUCUCUGAUUGAUUUAGGAUCUAGUAGCUCAACUUCCUCGACUGCUUCACUCUCAGGGAACUCACCCAAGACUGGGACCUCAGAGUGGGCAGUUCCUCAGCCUUCAAGAUUAAAAUAUCGGCAAAAAUUCAAUAGUCUUGACAAAAGCAUGAGUGGAUAUCUCUCAGGUAAGCAGCAUACAGUGCCGAAGAGCGUGAAAAGGAGCCUUUUAUGUGGACUUCCAUUAAAGAACUCUCAUUUGAAUUUAUAUUGUGUAGCUCAUCUGACAUUUUAACAUCCAAAAAAUUUAGCCAGCAUUUGAUAAAUACAAAUACCUUAAGUUGUAUAGGAUUUAAAGAUCGAUUCAACUUGAUUACUUUCUUCAAAGUUUUUACUCAAGUCAGGCACUCAGAUAUACCCCCAGCUUUUUGGCAAAAGACCUGUUCUUUAAGAAGAUCAAACCUCAUCCUCUACGGUUUGCAGCGAAUGGAGAGCCCUGGGUCACAAGGGAGAGUGUGUGGAACUUAGCCUCAGCUCGCUUUUCCUGAGAAUCCUCCUCUGCAUUCGGCUUUUUCUCUGCUUGCCCUUACUAUUAUAAAACCUCAGGUGAGCACUGCUCACCAUUCAAUGCUUUAACCCAAAUGUGACUGUAAAACUUGGCUUUAGUUUGCUAUAAAACAUUUGAGUCCAGGCUAGAACAUCAUCCAAACUACUAAUUGAGAACAGUGAAGGGGACAUAAACAGAGGGUAAUAGGCAAGUAGAGUUCCUACCUUCUAACUUGCCCACUCCUUCACUCAGCAAGAAAUUAUGAUUUAGGACCGAGUAAAAUAAGUGUUUAAAAAUAAUAGAGCUUUAAGUGCUAAGGAGCAUAGAGUGGGAGAUAUUAAAGAUGAAGAGUUCAGAUGAGAUAUCUUACAGGAAGGGAGCAUUUAAGCUCCAUAAAAACGUUAGGAUUUGGACAGAUUGAAUGUGAGGGCAUUUGAUGGUGACAAGAAAUUAAGAGGGAAAAGUACAUGGCCUAUUUGGAGAUUGAAAGUAUGAAAUAGGAGUCUAGGGUCUAUAGUUGUACAGAGAGGCAAGGGAACAGGAAGUAAGACUUUUGGAAUUGAUUAGACAAGCAAAAAUAUAUAGUAUUUUAUUUAAAGAUACAUACCUAUGUGUUAACUAUUUUUUAAAGCAAGAGAAUUACGCAUGCAAAAUUCAGGGUAGUGGUUACCUCUUGUGGAAGCAUGUGGAUAAAGUUAAGGAACACAGAUCGAUUCAAGGCAUUUAUUAGUAAUCUAGUUCUUAAGAUGGGUGGUAGGUUCAUGGGUGACUUAUACUUCUUAGCUUAUAUAUGCGCUUUGUAUUUUUACAUGUAUUUCAUGUUACAUAACUAAGAUUUUCUGUAAUUUUAUCAAAUUACAUGAAACAGUGCUUUUUUUUGACAUUUUUUUACAUUUUAAUGUCUCUAAAAUUAGAAUGUGUGCUACAAUUAGUGAUGUCUUAGCACUGUGUCAUGGUUUUAUUAGCUUCUUUUACAUAAAAUGAUAUAGCCAGUGGGAUCUUAGAUUCGGUGAAAUAUGGUAUUGAACUAUACUAGAGAUUAAUGUAAAGUCAUAAUUGCUAUUCUUUGAAAAAAUGAACUUCUUUGUACCCUACAUUUUGCAUUUUAAAAGUUUCUUUUGGCCAGGUGUGGUGGCUCACACCUGUAAUCCCGGCAUUUUGGGAGGCUGAGACAGGCAGAUCAU
Molecule: messenger RNA, 2308 nt
Organism: Cebus imitator (Panamanian white-faced capuchin)
Lineage: Eukaryota; Metazoa; Chordata; Mammalia; Primates; Cebidae
Product: intersectin-2-like
Exons: 5
Coding region: 192-872 (226 amino acids)
Biological process (GO): endosomal transport; clathrin-dependent synaptic vesicle endocytosis
Cellular component (GO): plasma membrane; intracellular vesicle; presynaptic membrane
Molecular function (GO): molecular adaptor activity
Source: RefSeq, a predicted model, not a curated record